Molecule: messenger RNA, 3852 nt
Organism: Pogonomyrmex barbatus (red harvester ant)
Lineage: Eukaryota; Metazoa; Arthropoda; Insecta; Hymenoptera; Formicidae
Product: odorant receptor 22a-like
Biological process (GO): sensory perception of smell; detection of chemical stimulus involved in sensory perception of smell
Cellular component (GO): plasma membrane
Molecular function (GO): odorant binding; olfactory receptor activity
Source: RefSeq, a predicted model, not a curated record
UUACGAUUAACUCUUUCUCUUGAUUUGUUUACGAUUUACGAAAGAUAUUAAUCUGUCUCUUGCCGAUCACAGCCAGCGAAAUAUUUAUCGUUAAUUGAUGAAACCUGGCUCGAGGACUUUUCCUCAACUAUCUACUUGCCAGGGAAGGAUCAUCGACUGCGACCCUCGACAAGUGACAUCGUCACCGCCGCAUUGAUGGAAGUUGGACCACAAAUGAUCCACAAAUCGUUAAUCAUCGUCGUAGAGCCCAAGGCAAUAGUAUACGACACGAAUUAUGAGAGCGAUUAACCGACUAAGAGGCAAAGAGAAGGGAAAACAAGAGAGGAAUCACGUUCCACGGAUACGUAAAAUCGCCAGCGCGUGGCGCGACAGAAUGUUCAUCGCGAAAGCUGGUCGCCCGAAUUUGAGACAUUUUUGGUAUUCCGACACGAUCGAGGACCAAAUUCAUUUCUAUGAUAAGCAUGCGAUUAUCUCACCACGAACGACUCGAGCAAGCUCAGUGGAAGCUUUGCGAUCAUCGGUCAUGAAUCGAUCGUUGGGAUCUUCGUUAUAACGAUUUUAAUAGAGAUAUGAUUGGAUCGAGUGCGACACACAUUCACGAUUUUCAACUUGUACGCGAGAACAUCGCACAUCGAGAGAAAGAUUGCUGUUAGAUUUUGUACACGAGGCGUUUUCCUCAAAGCCGACGCGUUUGUUUCGCUUUGACUCAGAUGUCCGAGACACUGGAAAUACGUCAGUCGAAUUUUACCGCUACGUGUCAUCGAUCAUUAAUUAAGUACGUUCAUUAAGACUCGCUUCAAAUACAUCGUUCCUUUUGUAGAAUUAAACGCACCCGAGUAGUCCCUUUAUUAAACUACGGAUUGAUUUAGCGCACAGCUGAUUUUUUUUUUUUUUUUUUUUGGAGGAGAUAGAAAAGAUGGUAAUCUCGAUCGCUCUCUCUCUAACGUUGAAUUCAGGAUAUCUUACGCGGUAUUUUGUAUAAAGUAUAGAGUAUGUGAGUUCUAUAAGAAAUUUUUUUGGAGAUUUUCUCUCUGAGCGCUUACUUCAUUUAGUCUGUUCUUCCUAGAUGCACAUUCUACGCUUUUCCUCUUCCUUUUUCUCUUUCCAAAGCGUAAAUAUAUAGUUGCUUCGUUUUAAGUGCAAGAAAGCGUGAAAGGAGCUUGCAGCUGGUAAGAACAGAUGUAAAUGAUAAAUCGAGAUGUAUCAAAACGAAGGAUAUUGAUAAUUUUAUUGUCGAGUUACUUUAGUUUCGGUCGGAGAUAAGAUGAUGGCAAUAGAUCACCGCGAUCCCUAGAUGGAAGUUUGCGCCUUAUGUUACAUAAAUUCUUGUAUAUGUAUAUUGCUAAGUUCUUUAAUAUAUGUAUUCGGGCUCAAUCAUUAUCUCGUCCGUCUUUAAGAAUUUAUUUAAUUUUCGUCACUGACGCGUGUGAGUGCAAGUAAGUUGUAAAAAGGAAAGGAGAAACUGGGAAACUUUUCCCAGGGAAAAAAAAGCGCAUUUAACUCUUUCACUAGUUUAAGCGGAAGCGAAGCGAUAAAUUAAAUUACGAUUAAUAGACGCGGUGCCGCACAUAUUUCUCUUUCUUCAUCGAACUGGAGAUGCAGAUUAAGAGGGUUGAAAGGGUUGAACGCGGAGCGUUCGAGCUAGUGAUUGAGCCCCCCCCCCCCCGUUUAUUAGUUUUUACGUAUUCGCGAUCGAAAGGGACCCGUCCGCUAUCGAUCGCGACCGAAGGGCAUGAAGAAAGAAGAAGAUGAAGAAGAAGAGAAGAGAGAGAUAGUAGGUAUCAUAAAUUGAGUCGCGCGCACACACACGCAGUGUGUUCUUCGCGAAUCAACCGGAGAAAUCGGAGCUUGGGCAGGAGCUUGAUCGACGUGCGUGAUCGACGAUUCGUCCAGGAGCGACUUGUCCGACGAUGUGAGGCGUGGCCCGCAUAUUCGGAGCAGCGUCGACCCUCCCAAUCACCCCCCCUCGCGUCCGGCCCUCCCUCCUACCCUUGUAAUUAAUUUACACACUACGCGUAAUCAUUAUAACACACGCGUCUACACACGGGCUGUAAAACUCGCGCGGCUGACCUCACACAUUCUACGGAUUCACGUAUGAUCUAUCGACAUAAUUAUAGAAAUAUCCAUUACGAGUAUAGCAUUCAGUAGCAUAAAUAAUAAAGUAAUUAAAUAAAUGUCAUCUGUAUAUCCUAUCAAGACAAUGUGUUUUGCGUGUUCCCAAUCUUGCGACGGCGACGAUACGAAUUAAUUAAUUUAAAGUGACGAUGAGUCACCGGAGAGCUCAACGGGAGAUUUGCUGUCUGAAGAUUUACAGGCUUGGCAAAGGGAGAGACGACAUUGCGUGUGUGUCGCGAUACAUCUGAAAUAUUAAUUUAUUUAUAUUACCAAUAGUUAUCACGUGACAAAGAUUUUCCGAGGGAUGCUUUGAAGUUUAAAUGACACUGUAGUGCCGAGAAAAUCGUUUUUUCGUGAAGUGAUGGAACCCAAUAGGACUUACUAUUACGAGAUAACUAAGAGAUACUUGACAAUAGUCGGUCAAUGGCCUUAUCAAAAACCAAAAGAGAGUUUGCUUUUCAUGAUCGUUAUACUCGUUCUCGAUGCCACUGCAGUCAUUACGCAGGCGGCAAGAUUUUUUGUAUGCGAUGAUAUGCAAUGUAUCUUUGAAACUUUACCUCCAUACAUGUUAGCAGUGAUAAUUCCGGUGAAAAUUCUAACUUAUCGAUUUAACAGCCAGAAAAUUAAAGAUCUCACAGAUCGCUUAUUCGUAGACUGGGAUAUGCUAGAGACUAAAAUAGAACGCGAUAUUAUGAGAAAAUAUGCUGAAAACGGCAGAUGGUACUCGCUUAUAUAUGGCCCAUAUGUUUACGUGUCUACGAUUUCAUUUACAACAACCUCUCUCGUGCCACGCAUCUUGGAUGUUUUACGUCCCUUGAAUACUUCUCGUCCUGUGAGGCUAGCAUAUCCAGCGUAUUAUUUCGUUGACGAAAAUCAAUAUUUUUAUUACAUGUUUCUCCAUAUGCUAAGCGUCGCCACUAUAUGUAUAACCGGAUUAAUCGCGCACGAUUGCAUGUUCUUUACAUACGUCGAACACAUCUGCGGUCUUUUCGCCAUCGUUAGAUUUAGAUUUGAGCAUGUGUCGUAUCAACGUGAUAACACGGAGAAAAGUCUCAUUGGUUGUCCGAACGAUAUGUACUUCAAAAACGUUGUGUUUUCGAUUCACGCCCAUCGAAAAGCUCUGCAAUUCACCAAACUUCUUGAAGAUACCUUUUCGACAUCGUUUGUCAUACAACUCUUGAUAGUUACAUUCUGUUUGAGCAUUACUUUACUGCAACUCUCGAUGCAGCUCCACGAUUUCACAGAAGCAAUGAGAUACUUCGUCUUCUUUUGUGCUCAAUUAUUUCAUUUGUUCUGCUUCAGCUUCCAAGGACAGAAAUUGAUAAAUCACAGUCUCGAGACUUGUGACAGGAUAUUUCAUAGCUCAUGGUAUAAAAUACCUGUGAAGGAACAAAGAUUGCUCUUGUUUGUGAUGAGAAAAAGCAUCGAGGCUAGUGCUUUGACCGCCGGCAAGAUAUACGUUUUUUCUCUAGAAAGUUUCACAACGGUCGUGCAGAGCUCGAUGUCGUACUUUACGUUACUAUCAUCCUUUAAUGUAUGAUAGCCGGCGAUUAAGACAGCAUGCAGUAAAAUAUUCGUGAAAAUUCGUUUCAUAGAUGUAAAUUAUUAUAAAUUGUACAUUGAAUAAAAUAAAAUCUAUAUUUGCUAUCAUUUAAAGGCAAAAGUAGUGAAAUUUUGUUAUUAAUGUUACUAGACAACGAAACUUUCUCUCCAAAUAUUUCUUGGAGGGAAUAUAAA